Mustela lutreola (European mink) is the source of this 842-nucleotide messenger RNA. It is a transcript of the gene PAEP, whose product is annotated as progestagen associated endometrial protein. The coding region runs from base 115 to 657 and encodes 180 amino acids. The record is from RefSeq and is a predicted model, not a curated record. The transcript is spliced from 7 exons. Lineage: Eukaryota; Metazoa; Chordata; Mammalia; Carnivora; Mustelidae. Gene Ontology annotation, molecular function: small molecule binding.
CCCGGGGGGCCUGGACGGGGCUGGCUUGCAGGCCCCCGGCCCCCAUAUAAGGGCCCGAGCCCGCGGCCCGGCCUUCCUCACUCCCGGGAGCUUCAGCGUGUCACAGCCGCAGCCAUGAGGUGUCUCCAGCUCGCCCUGGGCCUGGCCCUGGUGUGUGGCCUCCAGGCCAUCGACAUCCCCCAGGCCACGAGGAACCUGGACCUGCAGAAGGUGGCCGGGAUGUGGCACUCCAUGGCCAUGGCGGCCAGCGACAUCUCCCUCCUGGACUCCGAGACCGCCCCCCUGAGAGUGUACGUCCAGGAGCUGAGACCCACCCCCGAGAACAAUCUGGAGCUCAUUCUGCGCAAACGGGAAGACAACAAGUGUGUUGAGAAGAAGGUCUUUGCAGAGAAAACUGAGUGCGCAGCCAAGUUCAACAUCAAAGAUCUGGAGGAGAACCAGCUCUUCGUGCUCGACACCGACUAUGACAACUACCUUUUCUUCUGCGUGGAGAGCACGGGCACCGCCCCGCCGACUCUGAUGUGCCAGUACCUGGCCAGGACCCUGAAGGUCGACAACGAGGUCGUGCAGAAAUUCGACAAAACCCUCAAGACCCUGCCCGUGCACGUCCGGCUCUUCCUCAACCCGACGCAGGUGGAAGAGCAGUGCCGUGUCUAGGGGAGCUCCUGCCUGACCUGCCUCCUGCGGUCCCAGAGAUGACAUCGUCCCCUUCCUGCCCCAUCAGAGGAAUCAGGAGGGACCGAGCCCACCCGGGGCUCCCGGACCUGCUCCUGCUCAGGCCGCGGGGUCCUCGGGGCCCCUGCCUUGAGCCUCCUCCUCCAGCAAUAAAGGGAUGAAGCAGC